AUGGAUGAUACUCUAUGUGGAAAAAUUGAUUUUUUGAGGGAGUAUAUACCCGAUGAAUUAAGCAAAACCGCACAAUUAGAACUAGAAGAUAAUAAUAAUUUCAAAAAUUAUUGCCCUAUUACAGAUUCAGGAAAAAAUGAAUGCAAUAAUGAUCUCGAUAAAAUUACGGCUGGGUUUUUAUGGUUACUUGGAGAAUGUUAUGCUACAAUCAUAAGUAAAAGUUACAAUGAAGAUAAUACUAAUACAUUUUUUCAAUAUAUUAUUUCAUGGUUAAGCUACAAAUUAAAUAAAAGCACAGAGAACUAUUACACCAAAAUAAACGAUUUUUAUACUAAACAUGUAAUUAAUAGUGGUAAAUAUAAUACAUUUACAAAUAUUGCCUAUAAAUUUACAGAACUUAAGGAAUUCCUAGAAGAACAAAACGAUUUGUUGAAUAGUAAUAUUGAAGAUAUGUCUAAAUUUUAUGAUGCAUUUAAAUUAUUAUGUAGUAUGUAUGGUAAUAUUGCACAGAAUGAAAAAGGCACCCCACUGUCAAAUAAUGCUACUAUGUUUGUUAACAAAUAUACAGAACUUAACAAUGAAUAUAAUAUUGAAGAUAGCGCACAUAGUAAAAUAUUGUUUGUUUUAUCAACUGAAUAUGAUAAUUUAAAAAAUAAAUGUAAUAAUUGUACACCCCUUCCAGAUAUAACAUCAAGCAUUUCUGCACAAACAUAUAGAAUUACAUCAUCGAGUUUAUCGACAGGAAACAAAUUAUUUACAGUUUUAUCGAUAUUUGGUGCAAUAGCAUUUUUUUUAGGAAUUUCUUAUAAGUAUUCGUUAUUUGGAUUUCGGAAACGAUUUCAAAAACAAAAAUUAAGAGAAAAACUAAAAAAUAUAAAGAAGAGAAUGAAUCAUUAA
Plasmodium yoelii is the source of this 897-nucleotide messenger RNA. RefSeq names its product PIR protein. The record is from RefSeq and is a predicted model, not a curated record. The transcript is spliced from 3 exons. Lineage: Eukaryota; Apicomplexa; Aconoidasida; Haemosporida; Plasmodiidae. The coding region runs from base 1 to 897 and encodes 298 amino acids.